Molecule: messenger RNA, 2187 nt
Organism: Mesitornis unicolor (brown roatelo)
Lineage: Eukaryota; Metazoa; Chordata; Aves; Mesitornithiformes; Mesitornithidae
Product: laminin subunit alpha-4-like
Exons: 15
Biological process (GO): cell adhesion
Source: RefSeq, a predicted model, not a curated record
AAUGUGUCAGGGCUCUACGCAGAAAUAGAUGGAGCAAAAAAGGAAUUGCAAGAAAAACUAGCCAAUCUGUCUCUGUUUGAUGAUGAUUUGGUAGAAAAGGCUAUGCAUCAUGCACUCAACCUAAGAAGACUUGCUGAUCAGCUGGACCGGAACUUGUAUGGUGUUGAUACAAAUGGAUUGGUACAAAGGGCAAUAAAUGCUUCAAAUGUGUAUGAAAACAUUGCCGGUUAUGUUGAAGGAGCUAAUAAAGAUGCAUUGCUGGCAUUGAACACAACAAACCGGGUCAAUGAUGCUGCAGUUGGAAUUGAUACUCAGAUCAUUUACCAUAAAGGUAAAAGCGAAGAACUUCUCAACCAAGCCAUGGAGUUACAACAGACAGCAGAUGACAGUAACGAUUUAACCAUUGCAGACACUAGCCGUCAUGUUAAUGGCACUCUUGCCAGAAUGAAUGCUCUGCGAAGCCACCUGAUGAAAGCCAUCACAAAAAUGCAAUCAGCAGAGCUAGUGGAGGCCAGAGAGCGCUUGGAGCAAGCUAAACUGAAGGCUGCAGAGGCCGUAAGUGCUACCAUAACAGUAACACAGGCUACAGCCCCCAUGGAUGAGAACGUCAGGUUGUGGUCUCAGAACCUGCAAGACUUCCAGCACAAUUCAGUGGCAUAUGACAGUGCUGUGCAUUCAGCUGGGGAUGCAGUGAAGAAACUUACAGAAGUCUUCCCUCAGCUUCUGGACAAACUGCGCAAGGUAGAACAGAAGGCGCCAGCCAACAAUAUUUCUUCCAGCAUUCAGCGGAUCAGAGAGCUAAUUGCUCAAACCAGGAGUGUAGCAAGCAAGGUCCAAGUUUCUAUGAUGUUUGGAGGCCAAUCAGCUGUUGAAGUCAAUCCAAAGAUCAACGUGGAGGAACUGAAAGCUUUCACUUCCAUGAGCUUAUACAUAAAGCUUCAGAAUGACAACCCACAACCAGCAGCAUCUCCAGACAGAUUUAUUUUGUACCUUGGAAACAAAAAUGCAAAAAAUUACAUGGGUCUUGCAAUUAAAAAUGACAACCUUGUGUACAUUUAUAACCUGGGGGGCCAAGACGUGGAGAUACCUCUGGAUGCAAAGCCAGUCAGCACCUGGCCUUCUUACUUCAGCAUCAUCAAAAUUGAGAGGAUUGGAAGACAUGGCAAAAUGUUUUUAACUGUGCCCAGUCUUAGCAGCACAGCUGAAGAAAAAUUCAUCAAAAAGGGAGAGGUUCUUGGUCCUGAUUCUCUCCUGAAUUUGGAACCUGAAAAUGCUGUUUUCUACGUUGGCGGAGUGCCUCCAGACUUCAAGCUCCCUCCUAGCUUAAACCUGCCCGGUUUCAUCGGCUGCCUGGAACUGGCUACCCUGAACGAUUAUGUGAUCAGCCUAUACAACUUCAAGCACAUCUACAACAUCGACACCACCACAUCGCCACCUUGUGCCAGAGAUAAGCUGGCUUUCACUCAGAGCCGGGCUGUGAGCUAUUUCUUUGACGGCUCUGGCUAUGCUUUGGCAAGAAACAUUGAGAGAAGGGGAAGAUUCAGCCAGGUGACUCGGUUUGACAUAGAAGUUCGAACACCUACAGACAACGGAUUGAUCCUGCUGAUGGUUAAUGGAAGUAUGUUCUUCAGCCUAGAGAUGCACAAUGGUUUCUUGUACCUUCGCUAUGACUUUGGCUUCAGCACCGGCCCUGUGCUGCUAGAGGACUCCAUGAAGAAGGCUCAGAUUAACGAUGCUAAAUUUCAUGAGAUUUCUAUUAUAUAUCACAAUUCUAAGAAGAUGAUCUUGGUAGUAGACAGGCGACAUAUAAAAAGUGUUGACAAUGAAAGAACAGCAAUGCCGUUCACUGACAUCUACAUUGGAGGAGCACCUACUGAGAUCUUGCACUCCAGCAUUAGCUCACAUCUGGCAGGAAGUAUCGGCUUUAAAGGUUGCAUGAAGGGUUUCCAAUUCCAGAAGAAGGAUUUCAACUUGUUAGAAGAACCAGGAACCCUGGGAAUCAGCUAUGGAUGCCCAGAGGAUUCACUAAUGUCCCGCAAAGCAUAUUUCAAUGGAGAGAGCUUCAUUGCAUCAAGCCAAAAAGAGUCCCUCUUUGGUGAAUUUGAAGGAGGCUUUAAUUUCCAGACAUUGCAGCCCAAUGGGCUGCUGUUUUACUAUUCUGAAGGAGUGAGUAUAUAUUUCUUUACA